AUGAAAUCAGCCAAUCCGGUGCAACCCAGGGUCUGCAAGACCGUCAUAACGAUCCUUGGUGCCUUCCACAUGUUUUUUGACGAAAGGGAUGUUUCUAUGGACUGUGUUUACAUUGAGGAGCUGCAAAUGAUCUUUGGGGAAUCUGACAAGUCCAAAUUAUCCCUCCCUCGUGUCUUCAUCAGUGGCAGCUACAUUGGGGGUGCUGAGGAGUUGCAAUGGAUGCUUUGCAUCAAAUCGAAGGAGAAGGAGGCGAAGAAAGAGGACGAGAUUAAGGAGCGCCAUCGAGUACACACGCACUUAAAUCGGAGGAGAGCUUCUUCAUCUGGGUCACCUGCUCUGCCUGUCGCUGGCAUUGUUCUUCAUGCGUCACCUUCUUCCCUCGCCACUCAACUUCAUUUUCGAAUUUCUGUAGAUUUAAAGCAUGCUUUUACACAAAUAAAUCUGAUAUUACCUUCAAGUUUGGUGCGAACAGGUUGA
This is a messenger RNA of Fraxinus pennsylvanica, 477 nucleotides long. Lineage: Eukaryota; Viridiplantae; Streptophyta; Magnoliopsida; Lamiales; Oleaceae. The record is from the annotation of a GenBank genome assembly.